AUAUGGCCGAAAAAAGUGAUUUUUGAAAAGAAUUUAAUCAAAUAUUUGAGGUGUAGGAAUCGAGUUUAAAAACUGGAUAUAUAAAUCCCGUGUACACUUUUUCAAAUGCCGAAAUUUUCUCCUUUUUGCAAACAGAAUUGUAUAUGAUAUAUUUAUAUCUUAUGUCAUUCCAUUCUCAGCAGUCGUACGAGUUGGUUGUGUUAGCUCGUCGGCUCCGCUGGAAUCGAUAUUGUGUUUGUGCUUUAUAUUCGAUUGUUUUUGAUCCGAUUUGUUUUGACCUUGUAUCGGCACGUAGUUGAUACUUGAACUUGUACUGCUGUACGUGUGCGUCCUGUACACUAUGAUGCGGCUCUCCCAAAAUUCUGAUGCUGAAAGUGGUCGCUACCUCUUGUCGAGACUAAAGGAUCCCUCCAUCCUGAGAGCCCUUAGGCUGUACCUGUCAUACCUUCACGACCAACCCUCCAAUGUGUGCUUUGAAGGGCACACGACCACUAGUAUAAAACUAAUGCUAGCAUCCGAAGGACUGCCCAUCGAUCUUGGUUCAUUGCGAAACCUGAUGUAUAUCCGCUUCCAUGACGUCUACGGCAUUGGCGCCGCCGAGGUUGAAGAUGACCUUUCAGCCUUUUGGUCCUUUUUUUCAUCUGAAAAACUGGUAAGGCUUCAAAAAAUUAGGGAAAGUCAAUCAAAUUAUUUUUCUAGUUGCUCUCCAAGUAAUGUGACGCGACCAGAGGAUCUAGCACCCUCUGUAAAGCCGGAAGAUAGCGAGCUCAGUGUUUUUCUUUUAAAUAUUCAGUCCUUAAAACGCAAAACCAACGAUUUAUUCCUUCUAUUAGAAGAACUGAAAUUUCCUGAAAUUUUCGCCAUUACCGAACAUUGGUUAAACAUAGAUGAACCUAUUUGUAUUCAAAAUUAUACUACAAUUGCUAGGUUCAAUAGAGGUAUUUUUUCUCAUGGCGGCACCUUAAUUAUGUCUACCAACAGCGACUUUGUAGCGGUCACUAAGUUCGAUAUCUUAUUAUCUGAAAAAGAAUUUGAAUUUUCCAUCGUUCAUAACGCUUUACUUGACCUUUACAUUAUUUGUAUUUAUCGAUCACCGGACGCUAAUGUGCUGGUUUUCUGCCAAAAACUACUGAGCUUGCUGGAAUCCCUACCUAUAAAAAGUAAAUUGAUUUUAUGUGGUGACUUUAACAUCACCAGUGUGUGUGCUGCUCAAGAGUCUCUGCAGUCAAUUUUUGAUUCAUUGGUUUUAGAAAUGCACAUCAACUCUCCAACCAGAAUAACUAAAAAUAGUUCUAGCACAAUCGACUAUAUUGUGUCAUCAUUUAUUCCAUCGUUCGUUGAUUGUACUGUCUUAAAUGCAGGGUUUUCUAAUCAUGAAGCUGUGAUUUGUAGAUUUUCUUUGGAAUCUAAAGGAAUCUAAAUUAGGCCGUGUUUUUGGUGACAAGAAUUUAUUAAAUUUCAAGAGUCAGUGCCUUGAGUGCAAUUGGGAUUUUCUUUCUGAUGAUAUCGAUGAUGAGUUUUCUAGAUUUACAAGGACUUUAUCAAAUAUUUCAGAUAAGUGUUUUCCUUUGAGGCCUAUAAAAAUUAAACAUCAUAAGCCUUGGUCUACUUGUGGCUUACGUAUAUCAGCAAAAAACAUCCGCUCAUUAUCGCAUCUAAAAAAAUUCUCCGUCAGCGACGUUUUCCACAAUUACGUCAGGCGAUACAGAAGAGUUUAUCACAAGACAAUAAAAGCUGCAAAGGAUGCCUAUUAUAACAAAAGGCUUACUGAUUCUGGUAAUGUGUCUAAAGAAACAUGGUCUAUUGUUAACGAAUUGAGAAAUAAAUCACUACUUCACCGGAGGACCUUAACAAUUACUUUGUAAAUGUGGCUAAGAACCUAAUCACCACCAUAUCACCUUCUCACGAUCCACUUUCGUAUCUUUUCAAUGGUUAUCUGCACAGUUUCUUUUUUUUACCCCUGUAUCAUUCACCGACCUUCGAAGUACAAUUAACGAAAUAAAAAAUAUAUCAUCGUCUGGUACAGAUGGCCUUACUCUCAAAAUGUUUGCAAACCUGCCUGAUUGCACCUUAAGUCACUUGGUGAACUUAAUUAACAUGUCAUUUCAGAGGGGAAUCUUUCCAAGCUGCCUUAAGACUGCAAUUAUUAUUCCACUGCAUAAAGAUCAAGCCUCAAAUUAUCGCCCAAUAGCACUUGUCCCAACUUUAUCUAAGAUUGUUGAAAGACUAGUUAAAGAAAGGGUUUUGUAAUUUUUGCUUAAAUAUAGAAUUCUAACACCAAAUCAAUUUGGAUUUUUGAAAAAUAAAUGCACCAGUGAUGCUAUGUUUUCGCUCCUAAAUACUGUUUAUUCUAGCCUAAGCAAUCAACACUUCACAGCUACAGUUUUCUGCGAUUUCUCAAAGGCAUUUGAUUGUGUUAAUCAUAAUAUUUUAAUUAACAAACUGCAACACUAUGGGUUUAGAGGAUCUUCUCUCAAAUGGUUUAAG
Molecule: messenger RNA, 2487 nt
Organism: Anthonomus grandis grandis
Lineage: Eukaryota; Metazoa; Arthropoda; Insecta; Coleoptera; Curculionidae
Exons: 2
Coding region: 341-1420 (359 amino acids)
Molecular function (GO): catalytic activity
Source: RefSeq, a predicted model, not a curated record